Cyclocybe aegerita is the source of this 369-nucleotide messenger RNA. The record is from the annotation of a GenBank genome assembly. NCBI's taxonomy places the organism in Eukaryota, Fungi, Basidiomycota, Agaricomycetes, Agaricales, Hemipholiotaceae.
AUGCGUCAAUCCGUAGCUCCUCAUCGCGCCUCUCAGGCACCUUCUAGCUCCUCAGCUGCGGCACUGGCCAAACUCAUCGAAAAGAAGAAGGAAUACGAAGCGGUAUCUGCCCUCGAACGGGCAAGCGCUCUAUAUCUUGAACGCAUUGAAGGCUUGGGUGAAGACUGCGAUAUUAUGGCCAACGCAGGAGAAGUUCACGGCCAGGUUCUUGCUCAAUGGCCGAAAAUGUUCCAGAUUCUGAACAAAUUUCUUGCGAAUAGAGAAGCUGGAAAUGGUGCUCAAGAACCGACCCAAGAAGUUGUCGAAGGACAACGACUGGUCCGAGUACCGAUUGAAGAAUUGCAAGACGCCAGCUCAGAGAGGUCUUGA